Molecule: messenger RNA, 3854 nt
Organism: Oncorhynchus gorbuscha (pink salmon)
Lineage: Eukaryota; Metazoa; Chordata; Actinopteri; Salmoniformes; Salmonidae
Exons: 3
Coding region: 995-2878 (627 amino acids)
Source: RefSeq, a predicted model, not a curated record
CGGAAAGUUCAGAGUUCUCCUGCUUCAGGCUGCUCAGAGAUCCUCUUAUUCAGUUCAGAAUUAUUAACUCCAAUCUUCCUCUUUUCACAGACGCUCUCCAACUCCUCCUCAGUCUGUCUCAAAACGUUGUAGUAUCAUCAGACUACAUAUCAGAACCCGCUUCAUCAGUAGUAGUAUAGAUUCGAUGGAUAAACGAGGAUAAAAUAGCUAUUAUUGUUAGAACUUUAAAGGCAAUAAAAAAAAUAACAUUUCAGUGUCGUAAAAAUGAUCAUGCGACUGAACCAAUUCCGACACUUCCGGUUUCUGUCAACAUCAUUUACGCUAAUUUCAGUAAAUCCAAAAGUGUCAACGAUAGAUUGGUGAGUUGCUUGAACAAAGUAAUCCACUUCAACAAGGAAUGAAAUCUCACAACUGCUAGACACAAGCAACAAAUGAGCAACAAUUGCACUCAAUGGACGUAUUGCCACGAUGUGAGAAACAAAUGCAAAGUGUCGCCUAAUUUGCAUCGCAAGAAUGCUAGUUUGCAACCACCAUAGCUAGCUAACGUUAAAUAGUAACAGUUAGGUUGUUACAGUCAGUAGCUUGUUAUUGUAAGCGUUGUUAGAUUUGACAGUAAGCAAUGUUUGACAGGGAAUGUAUGUUGCUCUUGGUUGGGUAGCAACAUAGCUAGUCAUACAAUAUUUGAGUACCAGUUUACUAGUUAGCUAACUAGCUAGUAAAGAGCUAGCUACCAGUUUAGCUAAUUUCACCAGUGCGUUGCUAGCGAAAGGUUAGCUAGCUAGUUGUCAACAGGAAAUACAACACUUCACACAUUUAGCGAAAUACUUUAAGUGGUAAUCUAGCUAGUCUGUUAACGUUGGUUUUGGUCAGAUUAGAAUGGAGAACCAACUUUGACCGUCCAUUUUGUUUGUUGACAUUAUCUAACGUAAGCUAGUUAGCUCAUUAACACGAGUUGCAAACUUGAGUUAAAGUGACUCUUAAGCCUAAAUUCAAAAUGUGGCUCCAGCAAAGACUAAAGGGCCUACCUGGUGUGCUGUCAAGCAGCUGGGCUAGAAGAAUGCUCAUUGGACUGCUGGUUUUCCUCAUCUUCUACUGGUACCUUAGCUCAGAGGGCGCUUUGAGGUUGUUUAGUGGCUCAGGCCAAUCAGGGGGGCCUGCUGGACAAUGCCUCCAGACUGAGAUCCACAGGUGGAAGUCACUGGUGGACCGGGGGGAGGGGAUCUACAGCACUCCCCAGGAGAAAGCGGUCACACCUUUUGUCACAGGUAACGGCCAUUUCCUGGUGGACAUUGACUCCAACAGACUGUGGGUGGCCUCGUCCUCCCAGCCUGGCUCGGCCCCUGUCCACCAGACUGAGUAUUCGCCCAUAGUGGGUGUCCACCUCCCUGGGAAGCGGGCCGAGGCGAGUGCAACCAUGCUCUGGUUCCGCAAAGGGGCUGUCCUGUCCGUCCACUGUGUCCUCCCGGGGGACAGCUCCGGGUCAGCCCGUGACUGCCUCACCGUCCGAGAGGAGUUCAUUGCCCACCGCAGCCGGCCCAACGUCUACCUCCAGAGGAUCCACGUCAACAACCCCUCGGAGCGGGCCGCCACCCUGGAGGUUUCCACUGAACCGUCCUUGUUCGGGAGCAAGUUCUCAGCCAGCGUGGAGAAGGUGGAGGACAAAGACGUGGUGCUGUCGUCGGGCCGCGUAGUUCUGCCGGGGAAGAACCAGAUAUUGCUGGUGGUGGUGGCCACCAAGAAGCUGGGCAGCCGCAUCCAGGUGGCGGCCAAGUCGGAGUACGCAGAAAGUGUGCUGUCGGUGGUGUGGACAUCGGAGCCCAUUGAGUCGACCAAGUUGCAGGAGACCUUCACUAGGCUUAGAGAGGGGGCCAAGAAAGAGCUGGGCGAGCUGCUGAGGGCUAACAUAGAAGAUCUGGUCCAGGACCACCAACAGGCCUGGAUGGACCUCUUCAUCUCUGGGGUGGAGAUGCGUAAGAUCACUGACGCGCAUACGCCGUCCAGCGCCACGGUCAACACCACACUCUACUACGUCCUCUCGGCCUCGCCGGCACCCCUGCUAGACCGCCGCCUGGGCCCUGAAGAACGCGCCCGUCUGGAAUCCAGCCUCAACUACGCCGACCACUGCUUUAGUGGGCAUGCAACCAUGCAUGCCGAUAACCUGUGGCCGGAGCGGGUCAGCAGUGUGGCCCAAGUCCUGCAGCUGGUCACCCUGUGGACCCUCACCCUGCAGAAGAGGGGUUGCAAGGUGCUUGUGGCGGCAGGUGCCCAUGGCGUCAUGCAGGGUGCCGUACUCAGCUUCGGAGGCCUCUCCUUCAACGAAAACCACCUGCAGUUCCAGGCGGACCCGGAGGUGCUGCACAACAGCUAUGCGCUGCGAGGCAUCCACUACAACCAGGACCUGAUCAACCUGGCUGUGCUUCUGGACGCCGAGGGCAAGCCCUUCCUGCACGUGUCGGUCAAACCCUUCCUGCAUGUGUCGGUCAAGCCCCAGGAGAAACCCGUAGCGCUGUACGCCUGCGAGGCGGGCUGCCUCAACGAGCCGGUGGAGCUGACGUCGUCAAUGGUAGAGUCCAAGGGCCACGUGUUCCCGGUGAUGGUGACGCAGCCCAUCACACCACUGCUCUACAUAUCCACGGACCUGCGCCACCUGCAAGACCUGCGGCACACAUUGCACCUCAAAGCCAUCCUGGCACACGAGGAGCACAUGGCCAAGCAGGACCCGGGCCUGCCUUUCCUCUUUUGGUUUGGCGUGGCUUCUCUCAUCACCCUCUUCCACCUCUUCCUCUUCAAACUCAUCUACAAUGAGUACUGCGGCCCCAGCGCCAAGCCCCUCUUCAGAAGCAAGGUGACGAAGCCAAGUGAGGAAAUGGAAGCUUAGGAAGCAGCCAUGACAUCACAGGUGCAGAGUAGCAGCCAGCGAUGGCAGCAUGAGACAAAUUACAUUUCCAUAAAGUGUGUUACUGUUCAUGUCAUUGUUGGUCAAUGAUUUGUAUUGAGAUGGUCAACAAUGUUUAUUUGACUUUUGACAUGUUGGAGCUGAAUUCAGAGAAACAUGUUGAAGCUGAAUUCAGAGAAUGAAGCUCACCUCACCUGAUGACCUCUUUCAUUGGCAAGGCUAACGAAAGUCUGUCACUGUUUACAAUGCUUCCAUUUAUUUUGGCUGGAUGACCCCCUCGGUUUGAACAAAUUCUAUUUAUAUGGUUCUAGACAUAGCUCUGUUUUGUUUCUACCAUAUGGAAUUCUGAAAAAUGUCAGUUAUCCCUUCACCUUUUUUCAAGAUGGUGGAAACCUAACCCAAGCUACACACAUAUAUAUUUUACCCUGCGAUCAUAACCAAGUGGGAAGGUGGUAUUUACCGCAUACGACUGGGGAAAAUCCACUUGAAUGCCCCUCCAACUGGUAAUCACUAGAGGAAAACUUGUUUAUCAUCCCUGAGCUCCUACUUCUCCCACAUGAUGACCUCUGACGUCACCUACUAAGGAAAUGACCUCGAUAACAACAUUUUCAGCAAUUUAAUCCAACAAAACAUUAUUUAUAAAAAGCAAUCUAUUAAUAUUGUUUUUGAACACCGUAAUUUGAUCAACUAAAAGUACAGCUAUUAACGCUGUGGUUGACUCAGCUUGUUGGCCAUUAGCCAAUCUGUGUUUGACUCAGCUUGUUGGCCAUUAGCCAAUCUGUGUUUGACUCAGCUUGUUGGCCAUUAGCCAAUCUGUGGUUGACUCAGUUUGUUGGCCAUUAGCCAAUCUGUGGUUGACUCAUCUUGUUGGCCAUUAGCCAAUCUGUGGUUGACUCAGCUUGUUGGCCAUUAGCCAAUCUGUGUUUGAUUCAGCUUGUUGGCCAUUAGCCAAUCUGUG